Selaginella moellendorffii is the source of this 832-nucleotide messenger RNA. RefSeq names its product calmodulin. The record is from RefSeq and is a predicted model, not a curated record. Gene Ontology annotation, molecular function: calcium ion binding. The coding region runs from base 57 to 587 and encodes 176 amino acids. Gene Ontology annotation, cellular component: myosin II complex. NCBI's taxonomy places the organism in Eukaryota, Viridiplantae, Streptophyta, Lycopodiopsida, Selaginellales, Selaginellaceae. The transcript has 2 exons.
AGGAAAGAACUUCAUGCCUUGGAUAUGCUGCUGUUUCAAAUUCUAGUUAGGGCCAAAUGGCAGCAGUGGCAACAACUUCUGUACCUGCACCUGCAGCCCAACCUGCACCCGCACCCGAACCCGAGCGGCCAAUCGAGGAGCUUUUCACAGAAGACCAGCUCGUUACUUACAAGGAAGUCUUCUCCGUCUUUGACAAGGACGAAGAUGGCUUUGUGGCGGCCAAGGAGAUCGGGCCGAUGCUCCGAGCAGUCGUCCAGAACCCGACGCAGGCAGAGAUCCGGGGGAUGGUCCUCGAGAUGGAUCCGCUGCAGAUUGGGAACAAGCUGUACGACUUCCCCACGUUUCUGCGGUACGUAAGCCGGAGGAUGAAGGAGUAUGACACCGAGGAGGAGCUGCGGGAGGCGUUCCGGGUGUUUGACAAGGAGCAAAACGGGCAGGUGUCGGCGGCGGAGCUGCGGGAGGUGGUGACGACGCUGGGGGAGGUUUUCACGCCGGACGAGGUGAGCUUGCUCAUGAAAGAUGCCAAGGUGAAUGCCGAGGGGAUGAUCAACUACGAGGGCCUCAUCAAGAUGAUGAUGAAGAAGUGAGCGAGCGAGUGCGGAAGAAAAAGCUAGAGGAGAAGUACCAUACCUCGGGCCGGAGAUCCUUGUCUCCUCGAAAGUGAUGGAUUUUCGCGGCUUGAAGCUCGUCGAUGUCCACAACUCCAAUCCCUUUUGAUCCCCACGCGUUAAGUUACGCCUUGAUCAAAGCCUCGAAACCAGAACAAGAAGAAACUUACAUUCGUAGCCACGAAGAACACCACUGAAAGAAAAAAAAAUGAGAAUGUUUCAUA